This is a messenger RNA of Galendromus occidentalis (western predatory mite), 606 nucleotides long. RefSeq names its product attractin-like protein 1. The record is from RefSeq and is a predicted model, not a curated record. The transcript has 2 exons. Bases 61 to 606 code for a protein of 181 amino acids. NCBI's taxonomy places the organism in Eukaryota, Metazoa, Arthropoda, Arachnida, Mesostigmata, Phytoseiidae.
GCAAGGCCUAGUGACAACACGUGUCAUCAUAAAAAGUGUCCGAAGCAGUCCCCGACCGCCAUGGUGAAAAAUCGAGUUGAGCUGUGCACCGAAAGUGAGAGCCUCGCGUGCGACAAAUUGCAUAACUGUCACGCAUGCCACACAGAUCAGAAUUGUGCGUUCAAGAAGAACAACGGAUGCAUCAAUCUCAUCUCGAUUGAGGGCAACAAGACGGCCCGGGCCGUGAGCGAGCAUUUCAGAGCGGAAUGCGAGAAACACUGCUCUGAAAAAACCGACUGUAAGAACUGCACCGCAAACUCGGGGUGUAUGUGGUGCGCGAAUCUCGGCAGGUGUCUCGAAACAAACGCAUAUGCGGCAAUGUUUCCGGUCGGUCAGUGCACCGAAUGGUCAACCAGCAAAUGUGAUAAGGUCUGCUGUUCCCGCAUACGCUCGUGCAGCGAAUGUCUCCGACAUGAAAGAUGCGGAUGGUGCGACGAUGGACGCGGCAAGUGCAUGAAGAGGGCCGCCACGGGUCCCGUGCUGACCGAAAAUCAAAAUUUUCAAUGGUUUUCGAAGAAUACGACUCCGACGAGCGUCCACUUCAUGGUGAAGCGGACCUGUUCUUGA